AUGGGUCGUUGUUCUUCUGUGAUCAAAUGGUACCAUCUCCACAAACCCUUGCAAGUGUUCCUUCUCGUUUGGGUCUUCUCCUUAGCUCACGCCGACGUUGUUCUCGGUGCCGAUUCGGACAAAUCGGCGCUCUUGCAGCUGAAGAGCUCAGUCUCUGACCCUUCCGGAGUGCUCGCGAGCUGGAAUUCGAGCAAUUCUGAUCAAUGUUCGUGGUUCGGCGUCACCUGCGAUUCAAAUUCUAGGGUUUUGGCCCUCAACAUCACCGGUGGAGGCGGCGGCGGAGGUAAUUCGGGUUCUUUCUCUUGCGCUAAAUAUGCUCAAUUUCCAUUGUUUGGGUCUGAGAUUAGGAGAACUUGUGUGAGUAGUAAUGUCAAAUUAGUGGGUGUUCUUCCCCCUGAAAUUGCAAAGCUUACAGAACUAAAGGUUCUAUCUUUACCUUUCAAUGAUUUGAGUGGUGAAAUACCUAUUGAGAUAUGGGGUAUGGAAAAGUUGGAAGUUCUCGAUCUGGAAGGGAAUUCCGUUACUGGGUCUCUCCCGUCUCAUUUCGGGGGUUUACGGAAUUUGAGGGUUCUUAAUUUGGGUUUUAAUGAGAUUUCUAGGGAGAUACCACAUUCUCUGUCGGAUUGUAUGAGUUUACAAGUCUUAAAUUUAGCUGGGAAUCAACUUAAUGGCUCGAUUCCAGGGUUUCUUGGUGGGUUUAGAGAUUUGAGGGGGCUUUACUUGUCAUUUAAUCGACUUAAUGGGUCAGUUUCGAAUGAGAUUGGGGACAAUUGUGGGAAGCUUGAGCAUCCACAGCUUUCAGGGAAUUUCUUGGUUGGUGGGAUUCCGAGUAGUUUUGGUAACUGUUGUGGGUUGCGGUCGCUGUUGUUGUAUUCAAAUAUGGUCAUUCCUGUUGAACUUGGUCAGCUGAAGAAGCUUGAAGUGUUGGAUAUUUCAAGGAACAGCCUUAGUGGUUCAAUACCUCCUGAGCUUGGAAAUUGCUCUAAAUUAUCUGUCAUUGUCCUCUUAAAUUUACUCGAUUCUCUUCCCAAGGUUACUAAUUCAGAGGGGAAUUCCUCAUUGGGGCAAUCCAGUUCUACUAAUGAUGAAUUUAAUUACUUUGAAGGUGCAAUCCCUGAGGAAAUUAUGAAGCUUCCGGAGCUCAGAGUAAUUUGGGCGCCGAGGGCAACUCUGGAGGGAAAAUUGCCCAGCAUAUGGGGUGUUUGUGACAACUUACAGAUGGUAAACUUUGCAGAUCAUCGGGCAAUGGAUCAAGGAAUUCCGUCAAUGUAA
This is a messenger RNA of Cornus florida, 1272 nucleotides long. Its product is annotated as LRR receptor-like serine/threonine-protein kinase RPK2. The record is from RefSeq and is a predicted model, not a curated record. Gene Ontology annotation, molecular function: protein binding. The transcript has a single exon. NCBI's taxonomy places the organism in Eukaryota, Viridiplantae, Streptophyta, Magnoliopsida, Cornales, Cornaceae. The coding region runs from base 1 to 1272 and encodes 423 amino acids.